AAAAACUUCUAAGAAAAAUGACAGUUUUUAGGAAUUCUCACUUGCGUUUUUCAACUCCAGUACUCCCACUAUUGUUUCUCUUUGAACAUUUUUUGCUGUGCAGUUCUUCUGUGUUGCUGCUGGAGGUAAUCCCCAGCCUUCUGACUCCCCUCCCUCCACUCAGCUUCCCUCCUCCUUGCACUGGGUGCCACAGCACCAGUGUGAUCAAACUCCAGUUCAAACUGGCCUCUGCUCUGCUCCGAUGGCUGACUCUCCUCUUAACCACUCCUGGCCGUCUUUCUCCAAGCUCUGGAUGAAGAGAUGGUCCUUCAAGAGAGCAUCCGAGUGCAAGCCAUGUAGCCGGUCCUGUGGGAAUCCCAGUACCCAGCUGAGCGUCCAGGCACCCAGUGGGAAAGGAUCUUCCUCCUCACUACCACCGGCCUCCAUCACAGAGGAUGGUGACAACACCAGUGAUGAUCAGGAUGCAUCCUCAGUAGUCAGUGACUACGACUGUCCCUGUGUGGACGCAGGCAGCAGCCUAGAGGACCUGCAGGGUCUCAGUUCCUCCCUCAGGGACUCAGAGUACUUCAAAGACCUGCAGGGAGAGUCGCCGGCCUCACAGGCUGCAGCGUCAAAAGACACCUCUGCACUCCCAGAAAGCAACGCACGGCAAACCGAUAACUUACAGGAGCCUGUAAACACAAACAGUCAGACCAAAAACCAGCCCACAGCUCUGACCACAGACUUCCUACAGGUCAAUGCAACAUCAUUUCCUUCCUUUGAGCAAUUUGCAGAUGAACCUCCCUCUGACUCUGCUGCCCAGCUCAGCCCAAAGCCGCUGCCAGGUUGUGUCGCCGACAGCGAUGACUUCACUGCCUCUGCACUCACCCUGAACUGGACAUUUAAUUUAAAUGGACUGCUGGAAUCCUUGGAAACAGUGAAAGCGGUUGAUGAACUAGACGACGUAAAGCACCAGGGCAAAAUGGAGCUGGAUGGAGAGCCAGACAUGGACAGCUUUCCGAUUUUGGUCAGAUCCAUGUCAACGUCUCGGAGGCACAGCUGGGGGGUUCCUCUGUCGCCCCUCAACUCUGGCAGGAGACUGAGUCUGGACACCGCAGCCAUAGACAGCGAUGAAGAUGGAGACGAUGAUGACGAGCAACAGAGCAGUCUUUUCCAGUCCUCCCAGCAGCAGUCUGACAGCUUCUCAGCAGGAGCCGGAGAUGAGCCAGAUGGUUUCAGUUUGAGGGUCACCGGUGGACCAGGCAGGCAGCUGUACUCUCGAUCGGACAUCCUUGCCACCGAUGAAUAUUCCCGAGCGGCGCACAUUUCCCGCGUCGUGCAGACCUCCAAACAGGCCGCCAGGGCAGCAGGAGUGGCAGAGGAGUUUGACCCAGAAGAAAACCUGCACUCAUCAGAGGGACAAAGCCAUAUGCUGAUGGUACAGAAAGUUCUGCAGGAGCUAAAGCUGUACUAUGGAGUGAAGCACAGAAACAACAGCAGUCCAGACACCAAGGAUUCAGGAAGUGUCACUUGGUACGAGUUCCUCUCCAAUGCGAACGAGGAAGAGGAAGACAGAGCAGAGAAGGUUGAGAAAGGAACAAAGGUGAAAAGGACCCUCAGCUCCCUGAGGAGCAGGGUGACAGGCUCCUUCAAUAAAGAUAAGGGUAAGAACCGAGAAAAAGAGCUGCAGAGGGAGAGGGCGAAGGAGAGGGACAAAGAGAAAGAGAAAGUGUGCAGGACCCGCAGCAACGGGCAUCAUUUAGUGCCAGGCUCCUUCUCCAGCUCCGCCACCUGCUCACUGUGCAGCAAGAGUCUGCUGAAAAAGCAUGGAAUGCAGUGCAUGAAUUGUGCUGUGAACGUUCACAAGAGCUGCAAGUCUCUGCUGGGUGAGUGCACCAGCAGCAAGAAUAAGAGAGAUCUCCACUCGAGGGGCAGCGGGUCAGCAUCUCCUAGUCUUGCGCUGAAAGACCGGGACAGGGAGAAAGAUCAGGCAGGCAGAGAUUCGGCUCAGGCUGCGGAUGGCCACCGAGGGUUUCCCGGCGUCCCAGGCAUGACCGUUAGCUCGUUUGGAGCCAGCACUCAGCCUUCACUCAGCCUCAGCAGCAGCUUCGCCGCAGCCCCCGCCUGCAGCGUCGGCCCCAGCCUCCGUCACCACAGCAGCUCCGGAUCCCUCCCCGGGGACAUGGAUGAGAUAGACUCUCUGCGCUCUAAACGCUGCAACGACGACGCCGUUUCUCUCGCACCUUCCAUCGCCGAGCCCAUCAUCGUAGAAGAAGCUCACUAUGCAGCAGUGCGGGCCGACCUGGAGUCUGAUGCUCAGGACUUGGAGGCCGACUCCUGGAGCCUCGCAGUCGAUCAGCAUUAUCUGAAGAAACAUUCAAAAGAUGUGGCGAAGAGGCAGGAUGUUAUUUAUGAGCUAAUGCAGACGGAGAUGCACCAUGUGAGAACGCUCAAGAUAAUGCUGCAUGUGUACAUCCGAGAGCUGAAGGAGAACCUGCAGAUGGACUCGGGCAGACUGGACUGCCUGUUCCCUCGCCUGGAAAACCUCCUCGACCUUCACACACAUUUCCUGUCGUGUCUCAGAGAGCGACGGCGAGAAAACCUCGUCUCGCCCAGCGACAGGAACUACACCAUCAAUAGAGUGGCAGACAUCUUGAUCGCUCAGUUCUCAGGUGAAAUAGGAGAGAGGAUGAAGAACUGCUACGGAGAUUUCUGCAGCCAUCACACUGAAGCGGUCGGCUUGUACAAAGAGAUGCUGCAAAACAACAGAAGGUUUCAGAACCUCAUAAGGAAAAUCAGCAACUUAUCCAUUGUACGGAGGCAAGGAGUGACGGAGUGUAUUUUGCUGGUAACGCAGAGGAUUACCAAGUACCCGGUCCUGGUGGAGCGCAUCCUUCACAACACUGAAGCGAACACAGAGGAGCACCAAGAUCUGACUCGGGCUCAGAGUCUGAUCAAAGACACCAUCAAAGAGGUGGACACCCUGGUUAACCUGCAUGAGAAGGAGUCUCGGCUCCGAGAUAUUCACAGCAAGAUGGAGCCGAAGACGCAGGGAAAGAUCAAGGAUGGCCGGGUGUUUCGUAGGGAGGACCUGGGUCAGGGCAGGAGGCGGCUGCUGCAUGAGGGAACCGUCAGCUGGAAAGCUGCCUCUGGCAGACUCAAAGAUAUCCUGGCUGUACUGCUGUCAGAUGUGCUGCUUUUACUUCAAGAGAAGGAUCAGAGAUAUGUCUUUGCUACAGUAGAUAACAAGCCUUCAGUGAUUUCUCUCCAAAAGCUGAUAGUCAGGGAGGUGGCCCAUGAGGAGAAGGCCAUGUUUCUCAUCUGCGCCUCCUCAAACGAGCCAGAGAUGUACGAGAUCCACGCCGCCUCCAAAGAGGAGCGAAACUCUUGGAUAACAUACAUACGGCAAGCAGUCGAGAGCUGCCCUGACUCAGAGGAGAGGCUGUUCAGUGAGGAAGAGGAGGCUCAAGCUGCAAGGCUUCGAGAAUUUCAAGAGCGCCUGAGCCAGAAGGACGCGGUGAUCGCUCAGGCUCUCACCGAAAAACUGCAGCUGUUUGCAGAGAUGGCGGAGUCCGUGGCCGGUCUGGAGGACACGGCUUCUCGCUCAAGGCUGCUGCUCCGGGGCGACGCCUCGGACCACCAGCAGGGGGAGGUGCUGCUCAAAGGAGCCAUCACUGAAGUGGAGAACCUGCAGAACUUGUUGCAGGCUGGCGUGAGGGAAGAGGCUCAGGAAACACGGGCGGAGGACGGGAGCGGUUCUGGGGUUCUGCCCAGGAGAGCGGGGACAUUCGGAGGCUAUGACAGCAGUCCCGUCAUCCUCUCUAAGAACGGCAGCUUCUCUGGGAACAGAGACAGGAGCCAAAGAGCCAGCUCCGACCCUCAGCUCAAAGGCCUCUGUGGAAGCCACACCCUGGAACAGACGGUGGAUCAGAGCUGCUCCUCUCCUCCGAGAUGGAACCGGAUCUGGUCCGACUCUUUCCCCGAAGCUGAGUUCUUUGACAAAGUGUUGAUGCUCUCCCAGAGACUUUAUAGCCUGCAGGCCAUCGUAUCGCAGCAGGACAGUCAGAUUGAGCUGCAGAAGGCCUUGCUAACAGAGCGGGUGUCCCUGCCUGGGCGCAACAAAGGAAACGGGCUCCUGGAGCAGGAGAAACAGCGGACUUUAGCCCUGCAGAGAGAGGAGCUGGCCUACCUGAACAAGCUUCAGUCUCAGCACAGGCAGGAGCAGCAGCGCUGGGAGAAAGAACGGGAGCGGCACCGGCAGCAAGUGGAGGCGACCGAGGCCCGGCUCCGACAGAGAGAGGAGGAGUGCAGAAAACUAGAGGAGCAACUGGCUAAGGAGCAGGAGGAAUUGGACAGGCAGAGAGAGACGUAUCAGAAGGACUUGGAGAGACUGCGGGAGUCCACUAGAGCUGUGGAAAAGGAAAAGGAGCGACUGGAGUCCCAGAAGAAGAUGAAGAGGAAAACAAUUGAGGUGGCUCCGAUGUCCGGCAGUCUGAAUGGGGAUCUCAUCUCGUCCUCCGGUCUCAGUGGCUCCACCUGCGUCUCCGAGUCGCCCCACUCCCAGAAGCCCGUCGUGCGGGGAAGCCUCUCCGUGGCGCAGGCCGACUACCCCGAGCGGCCCGAUGUCCUGCUCCGGCGGGAGACCGGCUCCUCGACGCUUCCUCUCCCGCUGAAGACGGAGGUGCCGCUGCACCUCUUCAGCACCACCAACCAGCAGCACAAACCGGUCGGGGUGCAGCAGCAGAUCCCCACCAAACUGGCAGCGAUCAACAGCGGCAAAGGGAAAGGAAGCAAGAGUGGGAAAGCGUCGCAUCGCACCGACAGCUCUGCCUCGGUGGACAUGAAGCAGAUGCUCCCCCUGAAACUGUCUGUUAGAGACGACAACGUCCUGAAGGCCAAACGCUCCAUCAGCCCCCAUCAGCAGUCCCUCCAGUCUCACUCCCUGCAUCACCACUCAGAUCAGCUGAGUCCAGAGCAGACUGGAUUAGACACGCAGCCCACCUCCUCCAUCGGCUCCAACCAGAAGCCCCCCAUGCAGGGCGUGCAGCCCCAUCCUCCCCCCUCCGUUCACCACCUCCACUCCCAGAGCGCCGACUCCCUCCCGUUCCAGCCCCACCUGCAGCCGCACAGCCUCAGCCAAAUCGCACAGGCCAACGCCCCGCUGAACGUUCACGGCCUCAGCGCGACGCCGCCCUACAGCCUCCCUGCUGAGGACCUCAACAAGGAGGACGUCAUAUUUUUUUAAAGCUCCAGCUGCCCCAGGACCGAGCACUGAUCCCCCCAGUCUGACCACAACUUAUUGCCGAGGCUCGCGUGGAGAAAUUUCCCCCGGCUUUUUAUUCGAUAGCGUUUGCUAAUUCACAUUUUAAUCCAAGCUGCCUCCAAUAUUUAAUUUAAUUCUUAGGUAUAAAUACUUACAAGUAUGGGGUGCAAAGGUGUUCUCAAACAAAAGAGAACACCUCUUUUGUUCUCUUUUGCGUUGAUUUAUUGUUAUUUUAAUUAAGUUUUAUUAAUCCAAAGACACAGAACACAUUUCCGAACAGGAUCUGACUGAAAGGACAACGGCGAAAGAUCAUUUUUUUUUUUUUUUUUUUUUAUCUAGAAGAAGUUCAGCUUGUGAGAAGCAAAACGUUCAGUGAAGGAUAUUUACCGCUCUCUCCUGCUGGUCCUGGACCAUCAUGAAGCUUUUCAUCAGAAGUGAUCAAAACUCUGCUUGAAGUUUCAUCUGCACAUUGUAAAAACAAAACAAAAUGAAAAAAAAAACUCCUUUCCAAAAUAAUGAAGGAACAUUUUAUGGGGAAUAUGUUGAAAAAUGUUGAUUGUACAACUUUUAUGAUUGUAAAGCUUAAUUGCAUUUUUUGGUACUUGUCUUAAAUGUGCUUCUUUCAAAAAAAAAAAAAAUCGUAACACCACCAGUCUUAUUGCUGGUUUAGAAAGUUGACUAACAUUUUAUUUCAGCAAAGGCAGGGCUUGUUUUUUUUUUUUUUUGGGUAAUAUGUGUAAAAAUAUGAAGUGAGACUCAAAGAACACACUUUCCUUAGAAGAGUUGGAGAGUUUUUUUCUUUGUAUUCAUAACGCUAAUCUGCCAAUCUUGUUCUGCUUUGGUCAAAAUGACGAACCAGAAUUGUGCUUAUAUAAGCGGCGAAAUGGCAAAAUGUGGUCAAAUUUGACAUUUCAUUUUAGUUUGUUUCACAGAGGUUGACGAAAGUAAAAAAGACGUAUUGCAGGUGAAAACUGAAUCUGUUUGUUCUGCUGCUCAUGCUGAGCUUGCUGUGAGCUCUGUCUGCAUGCUGGACUUUAAAAACAAACGAUUCAUCAGAAUCGGAGGAUGAGCAAUCAGACGGUGCCCUUCAUGGUAGAGAUGCUGUGAUCAUGAGUUAGAGGCUGAUUUCCAAUCUGAUUUUUUUUUUUUAAAGCUUGAGGUGCUUGUGUUGUUUAAUAUCUAUUCAGAUUUCAAGAGGAAUAUCAGAAGAUGUAGGGUUAGAAUAUCUUUUUCUGGUCUUUUUGACAUAAAGGAAGCAGAUUUAACGUUGAUGUAAAACAAGAUUUUUCUGUUUCAGACAAAAUGAUCAUGGAGUUUACAUUCUAAGCAAUCUUAUCAUUCCAUAUCAUAGAUUAUUAAGCAUCUUUAGGUAUUUAGAUCCUUCCAUUAGUUAAAAUUUCUGAAAGGCCACCGACGUUAAUCCAGCCUGGUUAAAAGCUCAAAAGUAUAAAAUAAAUUUCUGUGAGCCCUAUGAUUCUUCUACCA
Messenger RNA from Poecilia latipinna (sailfin molly), 6727 nucleotides. RefSeq names its product rho guanine nucleotide exchange factor 18. The record is from RefSeq and is a predicted model, not a curated record. The coding region runs from base 242 to 5224 and encodes 1660 amino acids. Lineage: Eukaryota; Metazoa; Chordata; Actinopteri; Cyprinodontiformes; Poeciliidae. The transcript is spliced from 32 exons. Gene Ontology annotation, molecular function: guanyl-nucleotide exchange factor activity.